Molecule: messenger RNA, 2334 nt
Organism: Coregonus clupeaformis (lake whitefish)
Lineage: Eukaryota; Metazoa; Chordata; Actinopteri; Salmoniformes; Salmonidae
Product: transmembrane protein 121
Exons: 1
Coding region: 156-1121 (321 amino acids)
Source: RefSeq, a predicted model, not a curated record
CCCUCCCGACUUCACUGUUUUUACUCACUGGACUGACUCUCAAUAGAUGAACUGUGUGACUUACUGGUGUUCCCACAGGAAACCGUUCUUUUUCUAAACUCGGAAGCCGUGAACUGGAGGGGAGAGCCAGCAGGCGGUCGGGUCCGGUCCUCGCCAUGGUGUUGCCACCCCCGGACAAACGCCACGUGUGCCUGACCACCAUCGUCAUCAUGACCAGCAUGGCCUUCAUGGACGCCUACCUGGUGGAGCAGAACCAGGGGCCCAGGAAGAUCGGCGUGUGCAUCAUCGUGCUGGUCGGGGACAUCUGCUUCCUCAUUGUGCUGCGCUAUGUGGCCGUGUGGGUGGGCGCCGAGGUGCGCACGGCCCGCCGCGGCUACGCCAUGAUCCUCUGGUUCCUCUACAUCUUUGUGCUGGAGAUCAAGCUCUACUUCGUCUUCCAGAACUGCAAGGCAGAUAGGAAGUCUCUGGAGACGGUGGCCCGGAAAGCCUUGACUCUGUUACUGUCCAUAUGCGUCCCAGGGCUUUACUUGGUUCUAGUGGCUCUGGACCACAUGGAGUACGUGAGGACCUUCAGGAAGAAGGAGGACAUGCGGGGGAGGCUCUUCUGGGUGGCUCUAGAUCUUCUGGAUCUUCUGGACAUCCAGGCCAACCUGUGGGAGCCUCAGCGGACCGGCCUGCCCAUCUGGGCCGAGGGACUGAUGUUCUUCUACUGCUACAUCCUCCUCCUCAUCCUGCCCUGCGUCUCGCUCAGUGAGAUCUCCAUUCAAGGGGAGCAUGUGUCGCCCCAGAAGAUGAUGCUCUAUCCCAUCCUCAGCCUAGUCACCAUCAACGUGGUCACCAUCCUGAUCCGUGGGGUCAACAUGGUCCUGUUCCAGGACAGUAGAGUCUCGACCAUCUUCGUGGGGAAGAACGUGGUGGCGAUCGCUACGAAGGCGUCCACGUUCCUGGAGUACCGGCGUCAAGUGAAGGAGUUCCCUCACCUGCAGAACGCCAUGGCGUUGGAGCUGCAGCAGAACUCGGUGUGCCAUGGACAUACGCCCCACACGUCGCACUCGCAGACCCUGCCCAACUCCACCAACCUGCCCCAUGAACCCUCGCCAGCGCGCGACAUAGAAACAUGACCGCCAGCACGGGACGGUCUGGACACCAAUGGAGCAUCUCCAUCGUUGUGAUCAGUGAGUAACCAAACCCUAAGAUCUGGUUGGACUGGUUCCAACUAUCCAGCCGUGGAGAGCUUGGUGUAAAGAGAGAAAUGGGUUUCAAGACAGGAUGGUAUUGUUCUUCCUGUCAUACAACUGUGAACAACUGUGGAUAUAACUAGAGGAAUGUUUAUAGCCUAGACUGUCUGUCUGUUGGAGAAGGAUAAAGAUUCACCUUCUUGAUUCUGACAAGUGAACUGACAUGGUUUUUAUUGAAUAUAAUUGUGUAUCGGAUAAUGUUUUUAAAUUAACCAUUUUAAAACUUUAUUAAUAAUAUGGGACAAUCUCCAUGUUCUGCAGCUCAGUGACGUACGUAUGUUGUGUAACAGUGAUUUGGAAAAUGUGUUCCUCCCUGAAUAUAUGGGAUUUUUUCAAAUGCCCCUUUUCGACAGUGCAUUGCGUGGCUUUUAUUCUUUGUUGUCCUUAGAAAAGGAGGUAUACCACUCGCUCUGAAGAAGCACUUCAGUUGAAGUGGAGAAAGAGAGGAUGGAGAGGAGAGGAGAGGAGAGGAGAGGAGAGGAGAGGAGGGAGAAAGGGUCAAUAAGAAGGUUUGUUUGAGCUGUGGUGGGGGAAGGGUAGUUGUAGAAGAGUGAAAUUCAUCCUCUGCUUAAUUCUGCUGAGAAAGGAGCUAUCUGGAGCCUGCUGCCUCUGUCAGUGUGACGCUUUAUGACCAAAUGUCUGAUAAAAGCACCAGAGCUCAGCACUAUACACUCUACUCAAGGCAGCCAACUCUUUGUGUGGGCGGGAUGGGAGGGUUCGUGUGAAACUGUAUUUUGAUGUACUGUAAGCGUGUGGCUUAAAAAAAGUGGGUGUGAAAGAAACAGUAAAGGGGAGAAGAAAUGUGUGUUCAUGUCAGAAAAACAGAAGGGAAAAAGAUCAUGUUGAUUUCCCUUACUGUACAGCCUUGAAGUCAAAGAAUGCAGAGAAGUGCAGACAUAGCCUCAUUGACAAACGUUAAAAUAUAAAUGUACAAUCCAACCUGAAAACUGCAAACUGUUUCUACUUAACUGAUGAAGUGAGUGUUAAUUAAAGUAUUAUUCAUAUUCAUAUUAUUCAUAUUAUUAUUAUUAUGUACAUUCUUUACAAAAAUGGUAUGUUGGAGGCAAGUAAUGUUUUAAUAAAAGUAUCCAAAGAA